Molecule: messenger RNA, 2133 nt
Organism: Hipposideros armiger (great roundleaf bat)
Lineage: Eukaryota; Metazoa; Chordata; Mammalia; Chiroptera; Hipposideridae
Gene: INTS11
Product: integrator complex subunit 11
Exons: 17
Coding region: 152-2035 (627 amino acids)
Biological process (GO): snRNA processing
Cellular component (GO): nucleus
Molecular function (GO): RNA endonuclease activity
Source: RefSeq, a predicted model, not a curated record
AGCGGGCCUCCUUGGGACUGCGCAGUGCGUUGUCGCAGGUCCGCUUCUGGUGCGGUCGGGUUGCCGGGGUCCCGGGGUUUGUCCGGCCGCAGUGGGCGCGUCGGCCCGGUGAGCGCAGAGGCGACUGCACCUGGGAGCGCGCCCGGGCAGGAUGCCUGAGAUCAGGGUCACUCCCCUGGGGGCUGGCCAGGAUGUGGGCCGAAGCUGCAUCUUGGUCUCCAUUGCGGGCAAGAAUGUCAUGCUGGACUGUGGGAUGCACAUGGGCUUCAACGAUGACAGGCGCUUCCCCGACUUUUCUUACAUCACCCGCAAUGGCCGGCUGACUGACUUCCUGGACUGCGUGAUCAUCAGCCACUUCCACCUGGACCACUGCGGGGCGCUGCCCUACUUCAGCGAGAUGGUGGGCUACGAUGGGCCCAUCUACAUGACGCACCCCACCCAGGCCAUCUGCCCCAUCCUGCUGGAGGACUACCGCAAGAUCGCCGUGGACAAGAAGGGCGAGGCCAACUUCUUCACCUCGCAGAUGAUCAAGGACUGCAUGAAGAAGGUGGUGGCCGUCCACCUCCACCAGACUGUCCAGCCCUGUGCUGUCCUCCGCCAGCCGCGCGCCCAGCACAGCCCACAGACUCGAGUUCAACCCCAUCCUCCACAGGUGGACGACGAGCUGGAGAUCAAGGCUUACUACGCAGGCCAUGUGCUGGGGGCCGCCAUGUUCCAGAUCAGGGUGGGCUCAGAGUCUGUGGUCUACACGGGUGAUUAUAACAUGACCCCGGACCGGCAUCUGGGAGCUGCCUGGAUUGACAAAUGCCGCCCCAACCUGCUCAUCACAGAAUCCACAUAUGCCACGACCAUUCGCGACUCCAAGCGCUGUCGGGAGCGAGACUUCCUGAAGAAGGUGCAUGAGACCGUGGAGCGUGGCGGCAAGGUGCUGAUCCCAGUGUUUGCACUGGGCCGCGCUCAGGAGCUCUGUAUCCUGCUGGAGACCUUCUGGGAGCGCAUGAACCUGAAGGCCCCCAUCUAUUUCUCCACGGGCCUGACGGAGAAGGCCAACCAUUACUACAAGCUCUUCAUCACCUGGACCAAUCAGAAGAUCCGUAAGACCUUCGUCCAGAGGAACAUGUUCGAGUUCAAGCACAUCAAGGCCUUUGACCGAGCGUUUGCUGAUAACCCGGGUCCGAUGGUCGUGUUUGCCACGCCGGGCAUGCUGCACGCUGGCCAGUCCCUUCAGAUCUUCCGGAAGUGGGCAGGGAACGAGAAGAACAUGGUCAUCAUGCCUGGCUACUGCGUGCAGGGCACGGUGGGCCACAAGAUCCUCAGUGGGCAGCGCAAGCUGGAGAUGGAGGGGCGGCAGCUGCUGGAGGUCAAGAUGCAGGUGGAGUACAUGUCGUUCAGUGCCCAUGCGGACGCGAAGGGCAUCAUGCAGCUGGUGGGCCAGGCGGAGCCUGAGAGCGUGCUGCUGGUGCACGGGGAGGCCAAGAAGAUGGAGUUCCUGAAGCAGAAGAUCGAGCAGGAGUUCCGGGUCACUUGCUACAUGCCAGCCAAUGGUGAGACAGUGACGCUGCCCACAAGCCCCAGCAUCCCGGUGGGCAUCUCGCUGGGGCUCCUGAAGCGGGAGAUGGCGCAGGGGCUGCUCCCUGACGCCAAGAAACCCCGGCUCCUGCAUGGCACCCUGAUCAUGAAGGAUAGUAACUUCCGGCUGGUGUCCUCAGAGCAGGCCCUCAAGGAGCUGGGCAUGGCCGAGCACCAGCUGCGCUUCACCUGCCGCGUGCACCUGCACGACACGCGCAAAGAGCAGGAGACUGCCAUGCGAGUCUACAGCCACCUGAAGAGCGUCCUCAAGGACCACUGCGUGCAGCACCUUCCGGAUGGCUCCGUGACCGUGGAGUCCAUCCUCAUCCAGGCCGCCGCCCACUCAGAGGACCCGGGCACCAAGGUGCUGCUGGUCUCCUGGACCUACCAAGAUGAAGAGCUGGGGAGCCACCUCACCGCCCUGCUCAAGAAGGGGGUGCCGCAGGCCCCCGGCGGAGGCAGCUGACUGCCAGGAGGCCGCCCUGCCCUUUGCCCAGCUGGAGGGACUUGGGCUUCUGCUCUAGGACCAUAUCUGUGCCCUGGGUUUCCCCCGUGGACGUGGCG